AUUUCCUUCAAAAUCAAAGCCGCAUAUCUCAUUUCAGUCUCUGAGAAAACCGAAGGCCACGCGCCGCCGUCAUCGUCGAUGGGUGUGCUUAGUAGGAAAGAGAAGAAAAGCGCAGACUCGUCGUCAUCUUCUUCUUCAACAUCUCCUUGUGCAAAUUUCAAAGCCGCUUAUCACAAUUGCUUCAACAGAUGGUAUUCAGAGAAGUUCGUGAAAGGUCAAUGGAGCAAGGAGGAGUGCGUAUCGGAGUGGCAGAAAUACAAAGCUUGUCUCUCUGAACACUUGGAUGAUAAGCAUCUCAGUCGAUUUUUGGAGGCUGAGAAUUCGGUGGAACAUUUUGCUCAGCCUCGGCGGAGAACUGAACCAAGAGCUCUCUUUCUUUAUCAUCAAUCCAAUCACUGUUCGAGACCCAAGAUCCUAUUUUAUCAUCAAUCCAAUCACUGUUCAUAUUUUUUCUUUUUCUUAACCAUGGAAAGGUCUCUUUAUAUAAAAUCUGUAUAUAUUUUCGUAAUAAAUUAUGAUGAUUUUUUUUUUAUAAUUUUUUAUUUUUUUUGUUUAUUUUUAUUUGUACAACUAAAUGGGUCCCAAUAAGGAUUUCUCCCAAUUAUC
This is a messenger RNA of Humulus lupulus (European hop), 606 nucleotides long. RefSeq lists its product as uncharacterized. The transcript is spliced from 4 exons. Bases 79 to 588 code for a protein of 169 amino acids. The record is from RefSeq and is a predicted model, not a curated record. Lineage: Eukaryota; Viridiplantae; Streptophyta; Magnoliopsida; Rosales; Cannabaceae.